Tigriopus californicus is the source of this 1415-nucleotide messenger RNA. RefSeq names its product tRNA (cytosine(38)-C(5))-methyltransferase-like (gene Mt2). NCBI's taxonomy places the organism in Eukaryota, Metazoa, Arthropoda, Copepoda, Harpacticoida, Harpacticidae. Gene Ontology annotation, molecular function: methyltransferase activity. The record is from RefSeq and is a predicted model, not a curated record. Bases 312 to 1325 code for a protein of 337 amino acids. The transcript has 3 exons.
AUCACAAAGCAUCCUGCAAGAUUUUGCAUUGGGAACAAUUCAAUCAGACCAGUUUAUAUAGCAAUUAGGUAACAAUUUAAAGGCAUUUGGAUUGCUGUUUCUGAUCAUAGAGGCGCUACCUUCAAUCAGCCAGACUAGCACUAUUCAGUGAUGACUGAUUCAGCUGCAAUAGACGAGCACAACACACCCCUCUUUACUCUUCUCAGCUUUCUUUUCAGUGAUGAAAAAGAUUGUUGUGACUGCCUUCGUUGUUGGUGUUUUGGUUACGAUUCGCGGCAUGUGAUACUUGAUUCCGGUGGUUUUCGAAAAUCAUGAAAGUCCUGGAACUCUUUAGUGGGAUGGGUGGGAUGCACUAUGCCUUGAUGGAUGCUGGGGUGACUUUUGAGGUGGUGGCGGCCCUCGACAUCAGUGAGGUGCCCAACCGAGUUUACCGCCACAAUUUCCCAGAUGUGCCGCACAGUGCCAAAAAUAUUUGUGGGCUAACCGUCCGUCAAUGGCAACAAUGGGCGGUGGAGGCUGUCUUGAUGAGUCCACCAUGUCAACCUUUUACCCGCCAAGGUCACCAGAAAGACACCCAAGAUCCUCGAUCCCAACCUUUACUGCAUUUGCUUACUCUUCUCCCGAAAGUCCCCACGCUCAAAUACAUCCUCGUGGAAAACGUCAAAGGAUUCGAGGAGUCCGAAGCCCGCUCCAAAUUGAUCGACACCCUCAAAAGCAUGAAUUUUCAUUGGCAAGAGUUCCUCAUCUCGCCCAUGGAUCUCGGGGUGCCAAACUCGCGUCUUCGUUACUAUCUCAUUGGGCAAUCCUCUGAACUGGCAUUUCAAUUUCCAACUCGCUCGGAAAUAUGGACGGAUACCUCUUCGCUCCGCAAAUUUUCGACAUCGCUUCAAACACCCGCCAAGCUCAAAUCAUUCCUGGAAACCAAUCCUCCAAUCACAUCUAAAUUAAGCGACGCCAUGUUGCUCCGAUAUGCCGAGGUCAUGGACAUUGUCACCGAGGAAUCCGAGCGAUCUUGUUGUUUUACCAAGUCCUAUGGACGAUAUGUGGAAGGUACAGGUUCUAUCCUUCAACAGUCCGGGGAUUUAGACUCCGUUUACCGGAGAUUUCGAGCUCUGCCCAAAGAAGAUGAAGCCCAAAGAGUGGCUGUUCUACGGGAAUUGGACCUGAGAUUCUUUACUCCCAGAGAAAUUUGUAGAUUAAUGGGAUUUCCCGAGGAUUUUGAAUUCCCUCCGGAAUCGACGCCCAUUCAUCGUUUUCGAGUCUUGGGCAAUAGUCUCAAUGUGAAAGUGGUGUCGUUUCUGUUACAAUUACUGAUACCGAGAUGAGAUUAUUUUUGUGGAUUGGUAAUUAUCUAUUGGAUCUACAUAGUGAUGAAACGAAAAUAAAUGGAAGUGAAUGGAAUGAGACGAUGAUAA